AAUGUUUUUUUUUAUUUAUUUUAAUGAAAUUUACAACUGUACAUGUAAAAUACAACAAGUAAAUGUGACAUUGGUAACAUGACAUGUACAACAU
This is a messenger RNA of Nezara viridula (southern green stink bug), 94 nucleotides long. The record is from the annotation of a GenBank genome assembly. Lineage: Eukaryota; Metazoa; Arthropoda; Insecta; Hemiptera; Pentatomidae.